Messenger RNA from Colossoma macropomum (tambaqui), 1861 nucleotides. RefSeq lists its product as uncharacterized. Bases 133 to 1704 code for a protein of 523 amino acids. The record is from RefSeq and is a predicted model, not a curated record. The transcript is spliced from 11 exons. NCBI's taxonomy places the organism in Eukaryota, Metazoa, Chordata, Actinopteri, Characiformes, Serrasalmidae.
UUCACAAUUAUGUUGUCAAAAGCUCCUCUGACGUUGUUUCCUGUCCAGCUACUUCUUCAUUGGUGUACACUGCAGAUUCUGUACUGAAGAUUUAGUAGGAGGUUUAGAGGAAAACACAGAGAGAGAGAGAGAAUGGAAGAGGCAAUCUAUAAUAACGUGAGCAGCGUUGAGCUGAGUGAAGCAGACAGAGGAGAGAGAGUGGAGAAGACGGUGGAGAUUUAUAUGAGUGCAGACGCUGUUAGAGCUCAGGAGACCAACAUACAGAGGGAGACAACAACUCAGCAGACAGACGUCAGAACAGGAAUCAGAUGUUCCAGACUGGCUGUGGUGUGUGUGGGGCUGCUGUGUGUUCUCCUGCUGACCACCAACAUAGUGCUGUACAUGUACUAUAUCAGGGACCAAACCAUCAUUGCAAAUUUCACUGCAGGGAGAGAAACUCUCUUAUCCAGUAUCAGAAACCUGACUGAAGAAAGAGACCAGCUAAAGAGCAGCUACCAGAAUCUGACAGAGGACAAUCACAUCUUACAGACCAAAUAUGCUCAUUUAGUGAAGCUGACUGGGAAAAGCUGGUUUAAAGAACUGAAGACUUUUGGAAGCAGCUUUUACUUUUUCUUCACUGAGAAGAAGAGCUGGAGUGAGAGCAGACAGGACUGCACAGAGGGAGGAGCAGAUCUGGUGAUCAUAAAUAGCAAAGAGGAACAGAUGUUCCUCAUUGACCAAAAGAAAGAGAGAAAUUUCUGGAUUGGUCUGACUGAUGAAGUGACAGAAAAUACAUGGAAGUGGGUGGACGGCCAACCGCUGACUGACAAAUUCUGGAGGAAGGGUGAACCCAACAAUGGUGGUGGUGAGGAGGACUGUGCUAUUUUCACCACUGCAGUCGGUCAGCAAACAUGGAAUGAUCUUUCCUGUUCAGGGAAAGAAAACUGGAUGUACACUGCAGUCUGUGUAGUGAAGAAGGUUGUAGUUUAUAUACGGUAUGUCACAGUGAGAAUGGUGGAGGGAAUGUAUGCUGGUGUGGGCAGCUUUAAGCUGAGUGAGAUGGACUCAGAGGAGAUGACAGUGGUCAUUUAUUUCAGUAAAGAUAUUGUUGGAGCUCAGAAUACCAGCAUAGAAACACAGGACACCAACACACAGACAGAGACGAAGACACAGAAGAGUACAGGGAGAGAGACCCUCUUAUCCAGUAUCAGAAACCUGACUGAAGAAAGAGACCAGCUAAAGAGCAGCUACCAGAAUCUGACAGAGGACGAUCACAUCUUACAGACCAAAUAUGAUCAUUUAGUGAAGCUGAUUGAAUUGAAGACUUUUGGAAGCAGUUUUUGCUUUUUCUCUACCGAGCAGAAGAGCUGGAGUGAGAGCAGACAGGACUGCAGAGAGAGAGGAGCAGAUCUGGUGAUCAUAAACAGCAGAGAGGAACAGAUGUUCCUCAUUGACCAAAAGAAAGAGAAGAGUUUCUGGAUUGGUCUGACUGAUAAAGAGACAGAAAACACAUGGAAGUGGGUGGACGGCCAACCUCUGACUGACAAAUUCUGGAGGCCAAGAGAACCCAACAAUGGUGGUGGUGGUGGUGAUGAGGACUGUGCUGUUUUCACCCAUGCAGACAAUGACGGUCAACAAACAUGGAAUGAUCUUUCCUGCUCAGGGACAGAAAACUGGAUGUGUGAAUUCAAACUGACAAACUUCCACUUGAAUAUUUCAACUUAACACCUUUAGAUUUUCACUGAUAAUCUUGGGAUAAAGGCAUAAUUAGAUACUUUAGAAGCUGUUGAGCUGAAAUUUAGAGGAUACAGGACCUGAGUGUUAUUUUGACACAAAUCAUAAUUCUAAAUGAGAACCAACAGAUGUUAAACAGAUGCUUAUU